AUGAUUUUUUCCGUUGUCGUCGUUUUCGUAGUUGCUGGUGUUGUCGUCACUACAAUUGCUGAUGGUUUUGUGGCCGUUGUAGUUGUUGUUGUCGUAGUAGGCGUUGUUGUCGUCGUUGUCGUCGUUGUUGGCGUUGUCGUCGUCGUUGUUGUCGUCGUUGUUGUUGGUGUCGUUGUUGUUGUUGUUGUUGUCGUUGUCGUUGUCGUUGUCGUUGUCGUCGUCGUGGUCGUUGCUGUCGUUGUUGUCGUCGUCGUUGUAGGAGUCGUCGUUGGUUUGGUGGUCGUCCUGUGCAAUUCUGUUCUACUCCUAAAUCCCGUUAUCAUUUCUAAUAUUAACAAACCUUGA
Molecule: messenger RNA, 345 nt
Organism: Strongylus vulgaris
Lineage: Eukaryota; Metazoa; Nematoda; Chromadorea; Rhabditida; Strongylidae
Source: the annotation of a GenBank genome assembly